AUGAGGAUUAACCAGAACACUGUGCUGCAAGGAAAGCGGGUGACCCUGGUGCCGUACACUUCUGCACACGUGCCCCGGUACCAUGAGUGGAUGCAGUCAGAGGAGCUCCAGCGCCUGACCGCCUCUGAACCUCUCAGCCUGGUGCAGGAGUAUGAGAUGCAGCGCAGCUGGCAGGACGACGCAGACAAGUGCACCUUCAUUGUACUGGAUGCGGAGCGGUGGUCCGGGCAGGCAUGUGCGGAUGAGGACUGCAUGGUGGGGGACGUGAAUCUUUUCCUCACCGACACUGAGGAUCCGACUUUGGGCGAGAUUGAAAUUAUGAUUGCAGAGCCCAGCUACCGAGGCAGAGGGUUUGGCAAGGAGGCAACUCUGAUGAUGAUGUCCUAUGGAGUGAGAAACCUGGGGAUCACCAAAUUUGAGGCUAAGAUUGGUCAGGAAAAUGAAGCCAGUAUCUGCAUGUUCAAAAAGCUUCAUUUUAAGGAGGUUGCUGUGAACAGCAUUUUCCAAGAGGUGACGCUGAGGCUGCAUAUCUGUGACCAGGAGAGAAGAUGGCUCCUGGAAGAGACAAACCACGUGGAGGAGAAGAGCUACCUGGAACUGAAGCUGCCAGCUGGGGUGCUGGAAAGCUGA
This is a messenger RNA of Cariama cristata (Red-legged seriema), 630 nucleotides long. RefSeq names its product N-acetyltransferase 9 (GCN5-related, putative) (gene NAT9). Gene Ontology annotation, molecular function: N-acetyltransferase activity. The coding region runs from base 1 to 630 and encodes 209 amino acids. Gene Ontology annotation, biological process: protein acetylation. The transcript is spliced from 6 exons. The record is from RefSeq and is a predicted model, not a curated record. Lineage: Eukaryota; Metazoa; Chordata; Aves; Cariamiformes; Cariamidae.